Myodes glareolus (Bank vole) is the source of this 2291-nucleotide messenger RNA. Lineage: Eukaryota; Metazoa; Chordata; Mammalia; Rodentia; Cricetidae. The record is from RefSeq and is a predicted model, not a curated record.
AACUAAGCCAAAGCUACAGUGUGUUAACAGUUCAGUGUGGGCUUAUUUUGUCUUCUUCUCUUUUAGGUCAUUUUCCUUCACGGAUUGGGAGAUACUGGGCAUGGAUGGGCAGAAGCCUUUGCAGGUAUCAGAAGUUCCCACAUCAAAUACAUCUGUCCACAUGCGCCCAUCAUGCCUGUUACAUUAAAUAUGAAUAUGGCAAUGCCUUCCUGGUUUGAUAUUAUUGGACUUUCACCAGAUUCUCAGGAGGAUGAAUCUGGAAUUAAGCAGGCAGCAGAAAAUGUAAAAGCUUUGAUAGAGCAAGAGGUGAAGAAUGGCAUUCCCUCUAACAGAAUUAUUUUGGGAGGAUUCUCUCAGGGAGGUGCUUUAUCUUUAUAUACUGCUCUUACUACACAGCAGAAACUGGCCGGCGUCACUGCGCUCAGUUGCUGGCUUCCACUUCGGGCUUCAUUUCCACAGGGUCCUAUCAAUAGUGCUAAUAGAGACAUUUCGAUUCUACAGUGUCAUGGAGAUUGUGACCCUUUAGUUCCCCUAAUGUUUGGUUCUCUUACUGUUGAGAAACUAAAAGCAUUGGUAAACCCAUCCAAUGUAACCUUCAAAAUCUAUGAGGGCAUGAUGCACAGCUCAUGUCAGCAGGAAAUGAUGGAUGUCAAGCAGUUCAUUGAUAAACUCCUACCUCCAGUUGAUUGACGUCACUAAGAGGCCUUGUGUAGACGCUCACCAGCAGCACUGUAGUAGAGUGUAAACCUUCUUUCUUGCCUGAUCUUAAAGCUUCUAAUGUUUGCAGUAUUAAAAUGUUUUUCAAAUAUAUACCAAUGAUACAGACUAAAUGAUCAUGGGAAAUGAUCCUUUUAAGUUUCUAUACAUACAUCUGUUUUAUACAAUCCAGAAUAUGCUGGGAUUAAAGUAGAUGAAGAGAUGCAGCUAGUUUCUUUUUCUCAAAGUGAUUCAGCAAAAUAAAAUACCACAACCAGAGUUUUAUUACAUCAUUUGAAAAGGACUAGUGUGCUCCUGAAAAUCUGUUGAGGUCUAACAAGCUGCUGAGAUAUCUGUAUGUGACUUGCUAUGCUGUGAGUGACUAUGGCUCCACUCCACACUCUUUAGUUGCUGUGCAGGGUCUGUAUUUUAUAGGUGUAUUCACGUAUAUGUGACUGUAACACACAAGAAUUAGAUUCUAUUACAUUCUCCCUGAUACCAGGCACAAUGCUAGCAAGUGUCAGAAAAGUAAUACUGCUUUUUUCAAUUAAUGGCCCUUUUAUUGGGGAACCAGGCUGUUCUUUUCCUUCUACUUAAUUUUUCUCCUCUUAAGAAACAAAGUUUUUGUUUCUUGAUUUUUUUAAUAGAAGGCCAAUAUUGCCUCUGCCAUAAAAACCUGUUGAUAUAUACUAUAAUCUGACACUCUGAAUCACAGACAUACAGUAUUUUAAAUCUAAGUAAUCUGAAAAGAAAUCAAACAUUACUUAGACUUACAUACUUCAAAUAACUGCACCUUAGUCCAUCUUUAGACUAUAGAGUUGCCAGAAUCUUCAGUCCUGAUAAUAAUUCUGUGGUUUUAUUUUUCUGUAAAAAACUUAAAGGGUAAAUAAUAUCUUGGCAUGUUCACAAAUAAAUAUUUAAGACCAGUUUUGAAGUCUAAUUUCUAAAACAGUUACAUAUUAUAGCAAAGUUUAAAGUUUACAUUUUCUGUACAUAUGUUAUGCUUGAAACCAAAUACUGUUCAAGAUGAGCAAUCAGAAACUUAUUUUUAACUGGUAACUAAUUUGAAUUUUCAUCUUAGUUUUUGAGAAUUAGUCUCCUGUACAAACAUUAAAAUAGCAAUCAUUUGGUUUUAAAUCAACAUGUCCAUAAUACUGGUGAAAAUUAAAUUAAUUUAUGGGUAAUAAAGACUAAUUAGAAUCUAUAUAAAUAUCUAUAUAUACACAGUUGAAUAUGUUGCAAAAAUUAUGGUCAUUUCUGAACUGUUACUUUUCCUGCUGUUUCCAACUGACCACGACCAUGCUAAGAAGCAUCAUUAUAAACAGGUGCUAACUGAUAUGGAGAUCAUUUGGUGUGGACUAGAUAGGAUGUUAAUAAUGAAGCCAUACACUUAUGUCUAGAUUUAAAACAAUUUCAAUCAUUUACUAUUUUGUUUUACUUUGAAGAACAUAAACUUGCUUCAGCUGUACCAUCAGUAAAAUUUUAUUUGUGGUAAGAAAUAUUUCAUUGAAUUCUUGUGCUGUAAUGUGGGAAAAUGUCAUGUUUUUCAUAGUUUCUAUCAAUGUGAAAUAAAACUUAAUUCUGGCUUUCUUGGA